Messenger RNA from Cyclopterus lumpus (lumpfish), 1344 nucleotides. RefSeq names its product BAR/IMD domain containing adaptor protein 2 like 2a (gene baiap2l2a). The record is from RefSeq and is a predicted model, not a curated record. Bases 56 to 1333 code for a protein of 425 amino acids. Gene Ontology annotation, cellular component: cytosol; nucleoplasm. NCBI's taxonomy places the organism in Eukaryota, Metazoa, Chordata, Actinopteri, Perciformes, Cyclopteridae. The transcript is spliced from 14 exons. Gene Ontology annotation, biological process: plasma membrane organization; actin filament bundle assembly; positive regulation of actin filament polymerization. Gene Ontology annotation, molecular function: protein binding.
GGCCCGCCGAGCCUCUCAAGGUUUCACUGACGGUUGCAUUGUUGUGGAUACAAACAUGUCGGGGAUGAAUAGUGAUCAGCUUCAUCGCUCCACCUUGAGGAUUUACUCGAGCUUGAUGGAAGAGUUCAACCCAAGCCUACAGGAACUGGUCUCACUGGGUCACAGCUACGUACACGCUUUCCAGGCUCUGGCUGUAACAAGUGAGGCCUACUUUAGUGCACUUUCAAAGAUUGGAGAGAAUACCUUCCACACCAUAUCUUCACGCUCCCUGGGAGAUGUCCUGAUUCAGAUCUCUGAGAGCCAACGGCGACUCAUGGUGGAGCUCGAUGGCGUGGUCCGCUUGUUCAGGAUGGAGGUCCUUCAGGAGAUGGACUCUAACAUUAGACUGGACAAAGAUUACAUAUCGGGAAGCAGGAAGCACUACGAGAUGGAAGUCCACGACCAGGCAGCAGCUCUGGAGAGACAGCUGAGGAGAGGAAACAACCAGGAUUGUAGCGAGUAUAUGCAGUUCCUCAGGGAGAGCCACACCGAGGCUCUGAAGGAGGAGGAGAGGCGAUAUCGCUUCCUGUCGGAGAAACACUGCGGCCUGAUCCAAUCCAUCGCCCGCCUCAUGAAUAAGACAGGAGGAUCCCUCCAGCAGACAGCUGAGGCCUGGAACCAGGAGGUUGAUGCUACCAGAGGACCCGAGGCCAGACGACCCACUGCUGUCGUCAACUCUAUGGGGAUGAAGGAGGAGGAGGUGAGAAGGAGCAGAGAGGAGCUGCCACUCGGCAACGUCCCGUCAAGGGCUCCGUCUCCCCAGGGAAGCAUGUCUCGCCCUCCAGGAGGCAGAUCCACGAGGGCCCGGGUGGCCCACCAGCCUGGAGGCUCCAACCCCACCCUGCUGCCCUUCACUAGGGGAGAGAUCAUCACUGUGCUGGUCCAACAACCCCGAAACGGCUGGCUGUAUGGACGUGCUGACAGCAGUUUACGUGAGGGGUGGUUUCCAGUCGCCUAUGUAGACGCAUUGGAUGAUCCUCCAAAGACAACCAGCUCUGGCUCCUCUCUCCGAAGCAGCAGCAGCAUGAGCAACCUGCUUAGCCAACCAGAAAGCACCAGCCACAGCGGAGCCCCGCCCCCUCCACCACCACCACCACCUUUAUCUUCAUAUAAACAGUAUGAGAUGCAACCGAUCACAUCAACACCUGACAAAAGGACUAAGUCUAAUUCAGAAUACAAGAGAUCAAAACCACACGAAUCACAGCCAGAACUCUUCCCGAGGGGCACCAACCCGUUUGCCACGGUUAAACUGAAGCCCACGUCCACCAAUGACAGAUCGUCCUCGCAUAUUUAAUCAACGAUGAC